UCCAUGCCCAUGUUUGUCCGACCAGCUGAUUGCGUUUACGUUUCCAUUCGCGUUGCGGUUGUCUUAUUAGCAUUCCAGUCGUGACUAAUGAUUUGACAGCCGCGGCUGGCCGCGGUAUCCGAACCCUGUGCCUUCAGUGACGUCCGAAGCCGUAGAAGCAUGGUUUACUUGACCAAAACACGGUAUCGGAGAGGUGUACGUCGCGGACUGAAUCAUGCUAUCGCGUGCUCUCCGUCCGGUUUAUAAUAACGCGCAUUACACUGAUGCCUCACCCACUUGCGCAGCAUAUCUAAGGUUUGAAACACGGCCUUUCCCAUUAUUGGCUAAAGCAAUUAUAGGUGACGAUGACGCCAGACUCGAACAGGUGUGAAAGAAUAAAAACCCUCGCGGCGUUUCUGCGAGAGCACGGCGAUGUCGUGCUUAACGGGACCAGAAGGCUCACGUUAACGACUUCGUGUCUGAACGAGCUGAACUACAUAUUCCGCCAGUUCUUGGGGGCCCAGGAGAACGAAUCUUUCGACGUGCCUUUCGGAUGCAGUGCCAACUCGGACUUUGUCCAUGAUGUCUUCUUUCUCCACGACUUCAUGCAGAAGACUUGCUCUUUGAAGAUUGUUCAGAGUUCCCAGACCAUACAGGGCAGCCUUGACUUGUCCAAGUUUCAUGGUCUGAAGAUUCUUGAGCUCAAACGAGUGCCACCACAUCUUCUCGUUGGUCUUGAAACCUUGGUGCUUCAAAUAGAAACAUUAAUCUGCCAGAGGAACAUCUCAUCUUUGAAGGAAAUCCUUCGAAGUCGCAACAAAGUUCCUCAGCCAUGGAUGAAAAUCAAGGUGGCCAAUUUCAGCUACAAUGGCAUCACUGCUCUGGAUGACAGUUUGGUAAAUAAUGCUUCUUUAAGUUCACAGCAUCACUGUUAUAACGAUACGCACUAUGGAGAUAAAGAGGGCAAUGCCAUCUGCCUCUCCAUUAGUUGUAUGGGGAGUGCAACUUUGCCACAUAGCAUCGAGUUUUCUAUAGUAGGUUUACCUAAGCGCAAAAGGCUGGAAAUACAGAAGUGA
This is a messenger RNA of Rhipicephalus sanguineus (brown dog tick), 1055 nucleotides long. RefSeq names its product serine/threonine-protein kinase 11-interacting protein-like. The record is from RefSeq and is a predicted model, not a curated record. Lineage: Eukaryota; Metazoa; Arthropoda; Arachnida; Ixodida; Ixodidae. The transcript has 4 exons. The coding region runs from base 345 to 1055 and encodes 236 amino acids.